Messenger RNA from Closterium sp. Naga37s-1, 2830 nucleotides. The record is from the annotation of a GenBank genome assembly. NCBI's taxonomy places the organism in Eukaryota, Viridiplantae, Streptophyta, Zygnematophyceae, Desmidiales, Closteriaceae.
ACCCAUUCUCUCUGCACCCUCUGAGCCAGCUUCUACCCCUCCUGCCGCUCCUGCUGACCCCACUGCUCCCUCAACAAACCAGCACUCGGAGUCUGAUCCGUUUUUGUCACACUCCGCACUGUCACCCUCAGUUACAACAAGCCAUGCAGCAGCAUCAGCAGCAGCAGCAGCUCAUUCCUCUGCUCCCUUUGCUCUUGCAUCAACACCGCUCCUCUCGUCUGUAACGCUGAUUGGUGGUUACCAUGUUUACAGCAGCCACGUCUACAGUAACCGUGCGUACAGUAAUUUCGCUAGCACAGCCUCCGCUGCAGGAAAUUUGCCCCGCUCGUUACAGUCACACACAGCCCCCUCCAUUCCGAACCUGCCGUCUCGGUUCCUCUCUUCUGUCCCUCCCGUCGCUUCCCAAGCCUCUGAAUCUGCUUCGGAUGUGUCUGCCGACCCUGCUGCUUCUGGUUCGGGGCUCCCUGCCAAACCUGCGGCUGCUGGUUCGGGGAUACCUUCCGAGCCUACUUGUGAUGGUUCGGCGGCAGGGAAAGAUGAGGAUGCGACCAGUGUGAAAGUGAGUGAAGCAGAAGCGGAGGUUGCGGAGAUUGUGGGUGGAGGUAACAGCAGCAGCACGAGCAGCACGAUAAACAGCAGCAACCCUAUCAGCAGCACCACCAUCAGCAGCAGCAACAGCAGCAGCGGCAUCAACAGAAGCAACCGUUUUAGCAGCGGCGGGGAGGGCCAAACCGGAGACGGAGGUUCAGGCGUUCAGGCUUGGAAGAAAGGGCCGAGGCAGCGAGGGAGCAGGCAAACGGGCAGCAGAAGAGACUUGCGCAGGGGGCAGCUGUGGGGUGUUAUCAGCCGUGUGCGCAGCAACAAUCCUGUCCUGCCGGCCAUUGAGGCGUGGAGGAUGGCGGGAGGAGUGCUGGACAAGGAGCUGCUGCUGUGGGCCAUUCGUCGCUGCCAGCCAUAUGCUUACCGAGCAAAAGCAGCAGAGCUCUCUCAAUGGCUGAUCACCUCAUCAGGCUUUCCCCUCACCUACCUUGAUUACCAACUCGCCCUUGCCUGUGCUGCGCGGUGCAAUUCGGUGGGGACCGUUCGAGAGAUGUUCCUCUCCUUUCCUGAGGAGUUCCGCAAGGAAAAGGUGUAUGUUGGGGUGCUACACCAUUUUGCCAGGCGCGGACGGACACACAAGCUAGGGGAAGAACUGGAGUGGCUGCAUAAUCAAGGGGUACCUGCGGAAAAUGCCUCAUAUCGGUCGAAGCUUCAAGCAUUGCUAAUCGAGCAGGAGAUUAUGACGAAAGGGGCUGCCUGGAAUGGAGCAGAUGUGACUGUAACGAGCGAGGGAGGAGAGGAGGAGGAGGAGGAGGGAGAGGGAGGGGGAGGGGAGGAAGGGGAGGGCGGCUGGAAUGAUGCGGAUUGGUUUGAGGUAGGGGAGGGGAAGGAAGGUUCAAGGAAGGAGCGGUUGGAGAAAGUGCUGGGGGAUGUGGAUCAGAUGCUGCAAGAAAUGAAGGAGAAGGGAAUGAUGCCUGACGAAGUGGCCUACAACGUCGUUCUAGCCAGCCUGGCCAGGCUCGGGCAGAUCGAAAAAAUGGAGGCCUAUAUUGCACGCAUGCGGGCAGAUGGCGGGCAGCCCAGCGGCGUGACGUACAACAUCCUGAUUGGUGCAUACGCGCUCGCCGGGCAGUUUGAAAAAACGGAUCUGUGUAUCGAAGCGAUGAGGGAAGCAGGAGAGAGGAUGAAUGUGAAGACCUAUUGGUCCCUGAUGGGGCGAUAUGCGAAACGAGGAGUGGUUGAGAGGUUUUCCAAAGUGUGGGAAGAGGUGAAGCAGGCUGGAUUGCCUCUUGACAGGAGCAUGUACCACUCUCGGAUUGAGGUUCACAGCCGAGCGGGAGAUUUGGACAAGGCAGAGCAGGCCUUUAAUGAGAUGUGUGCGCUCAUGCCCCCCACCACAGCAUCAUUCAACGUGCUACUUGCGGCUCUGAGUCAGGCGGGCAGGCCUGACAAGAUCCCCUCUGUGCUGCAGUCGAUGCAGCGGUGGGGUCGACCGAAAGACCCCGGGACAUACGUGCGCCUCAUUACCGCGAAUCUGAAAGCUGGCGACGAGGAGGGUGCCAUGAGGGCCCUGCGGGAAGCAGCAGCCGUGGGAAUGCAGAGGAUGGACCAGAAGCUUCCUUUUUCUUCCUUGAUCCAAGUGCUCAUACCCGCCCGGAACAAGGGCGAUGUGGUUCGAGUGAAGGAGAUAAUCGGCCUGUCUCGUACCCUUUAUAAGAUGACUGAUCCGCGCCUGUUCCGCGACCUCAUUGUGACUGUAGUGAAUCGGUGGGAGAAGGAUAAGGAGUCGAGGGAUGCUGGGAAGGAGGGACAACUGUUGGACAAGGAAGAGGAUCCUUCCUGGAAGCGUCUGGUUUCGGACAUUCACGGGGGACAGAGAGGAGAGCGGGGAGGCCGAGUCACCCACCCCCGCCUCCCCUACUCUCGGGCACCACCCCACCACCACACGCACGGCAGAGACCAUGCGAGGGACGCCACGGGAGGGCGACGAAACGGGGAGGGGCGACGGGGAGCAGGGGCGACGGGGGGGCAGCAGGUCGCGCUGGCGCACAUCGCUGGCGCCUGGCGCUGGCGUACGCGUCGGCGUUGGGCGCUGGCGGCCGCGGUCGGCGCUGGCGUCGGCGCUGGCGGCCGCGUUUGGCGCUGGCGUCGGCGCUGGCAGCCGCGUUCGGCGCUGGCAUCGGCGCUUGCUGCCGCGUUCGGCGCUGGCGUUGGCGCUGGCGGGCGAGUUCGGCGCUGGCGUCGGCGCUGGCGGCCGCGUUCGGCGCUGCGCGAUCCGCAACGCCCGUGA